AUGAACGUUAUCGCUUCAAGAAUAAACUACAUUGCUAGAUAUUCAGAGUCGGAUGAUCCGACCAAAGAGUUUGAGCGGGUCCAACUCGAGUCAAGCAUCCCAGACGGACAGGAGGACAACGUGAUAAAGCAUACGUCGGGAUGGUCUCGUGGAAAGUUCAGAGCAUACUAUAACAAGCGCAUGGUUCUCACCGUCGAAGCUAUCGAGGUGCAGAAAAGUAAGCGUCGGGCCAAUCAACUUGUCCAAGAGAUUGAACGCUUGAUUGAUCAGCGCACGCACUCUGGGAAAUAG
Penicillium waksmanii is the source of this 291-nucleotide messenger RNA. RefSeq lists its product as uncharacterized. The record is from RefSeq and is a predicted model, not a curated record. The transcript has a single exon. NCBI's taxonomy places the organism in Eukaryota, Fungi, Ascomycota, Eurotiomycetes, Eurotiales, Aspergillaceae. The coding region runs from base 1 to 291 and encodes 96 amino acids.